Molecule: messenger RNA, 1284 nt
Organism: Scedosporium apiospermum
Lineage: Eukaryota; Fungi; Ascomycota; Sordariomycetes; Microascales; Microascaceae
Product: Succinyl-CoA ligase [ADP-forming] subunit beta, mitochondrial
Exons: 5
Coding region: 1-1284 (427 amino acids)
Biological process (GO): tricarboxylic acid cycle; succinyl-CoA metabolic process
Cellular component (GO): succinate-CoA ligase complex; mitochondrion
Molecular function (GO): succinate-CoA ligase (ADP-forming) activity; ATP binding; metal ion binding
Source: RefSeq, a predicted model, not a curated record
AUGUCCUCCAACAAUCUACCCAUGACGCUGUUAAGGCGCCAUUUCAGAGCGACGAGGCUUGCACAGCUACAGCAACUCAGGCGACUGAGCCUCUACGAGUACCAGUCUCAGGAAAUUCUACGCAAAGCUGGGAUUCCUGUUCCUCGAGGGCGGGUAGCAGAAACACCAGCGCAGGUUCGGGAUAUUGCAAAAGAACUCGGAGGAUCAUGCGUCGUAAAGUCCCAGAUCCUCAAAGGCGGCCGUGGCAAGGGCACGUUUGAUAGCGGCCUCAAGGGCGGUAUCCACAUCGUCAAUAACCCCGAAGAAGGCGAGAAAAUUGCGGCGCAAAUGCUCGGUCAUAAGCUCAAUACAAAUCAAACCUCGGGAGACGGACUGAAGGUGAACAAGCUUCUCGUCGCCGAAGCUAUUAAAUACAGUGACGAGUGGUACCUUGCCAUGACCAUAGAUCGCGAGGCGUACUUGCCAGCGAUUAUCCUCUCCAAGAAUGGCGGCGUGGAUAUUGAGACGACGGCGAAGCAGACGCCAGAGCAGCUUCACUCCUUCCACUUCAAGUUAUCGGACGGUAUUACACCUGAGCUCAUGGAGAAGGUUUCUUCGACUCUAGGCACAUCCCAAGUAGAGACGAACAACCUUAAGGAUAUCCUUGAACGUCUCUAUAAAAUCUUCGCCGAGAAGGACGCUACGCUGCUUGAAAUAAACCCUCUCGUGCGCAGCGCCAACGGGUCAUUUACUGGUGUGGACGCAAAGUUCUCCUUCGACAAGGCUGCCGAGAGGAGACAGAAGGAGCUCUUUGCUCUGAGGGACUCUGCCCAGGAAGUCCCGGAGGAAGUCGAGGCGGAGCAGUAUGGUCUCAUCUACGUCCGCAUGGACGGGAACAUUGGUAAUGUUGUCAACGGCGCUGGUCUAGCCAUGGCGACGAAUGAUGCGAUCGCCCACCAUGGUGGCUCGAGCGCCAACUUCCUCGAUGCCGGCGGCCAAGCUACCAAGGAGACGAUGCAGAAGGCCUUCGAAAUAAUCCUGCGAGAUCCGCGGGUGAAGACCAUCUUGGUCAAUAUUUAUGGAGGCAUCAUCAGAUGCGACAUGAUCGCAGAGUCCAUCAUCGGUGCUGCCAAGGAACUUGGCCCCUUCCGUGUUCCUGUUGUCGUUCGCCUCCAGGGGACCAACUCCGUCAAGGGAUUGAGAUUGCUGGAGGAGGCGAACCUUGGUCUCCAUACCGAGGCCGAAUUUGGUGAAGCCGCUAGGAAGGCGGUUGAGCUGGCAGGGGCUACGGAGCAUUCGACCUAA